Molecule: messenger RNA, 2087 nt
Organism: Liolophura sinensis
Lineage: Eukaryota; Metazoa; Mollusca; Polyplacophora; Chitonida; Chitonidae
Product: bifunctional arginine demethylase and lysyl-hydroxylase JMJD6-like
Cellular component (GO): cytoplasm; nucleus
Molecular function (GO): histone H4R3 demethylase activity; P-TEFb complex binding
Source: RefSeq, a predicted model, not a curated record
AGGGACGGUGUUAUCGGCUAUAGUUUAAUUAACUCAUGUACUUUCUUGUAAAGCUCUUGGAAUGUAUCUAAAUACAGGUUGCUAAUUUCCUUAAUAUCAUAAUUCUUCAGAGCGUAAUGCCAGUGUCGACCGAUUCACUCUUGCAGGGCUUGGUCAGUCGGGGUUCCAAAGGGGUGGGCAUACAUGUAUCAGCUGUCUAUUUGAUCAUUCACAUGUCACUGAACAAGCAGUGAGAAUGUCGCAAUGUUAGGUGUGCGUCUUCGAUGAAGGUGGAUAAAUUAAAGUUAAAAUGCCAAGUAGAUGCAUAUUUAGUUACAGCACACUCCCUAAACAGUGCUUAUGUGAAUAUGGCUUUCCAGUUAUAACACCAAGAACUCAGCAUUUCUUGAUUGCAUGUUCUAACAUUACAUGUAGAUGAGAAUGAGUGACAGUGGAAAGACACCAACAGGUGCUGUGCCUAUAACGGAGUGGCCGAUAACUGAUGACAAUGUGACAGUAAUUCCUAAACAAGUGCCAUAUAAUUCAACACAAAAUAAUAUUUGCUCAGAUGAGGCUCAGAAAGGAAAUAAACGAAGUCAUGAUGAGGCAGAAAACUUGUGUGAUGCUGAUCCUCCAAGCAAAGUGAUGAAGUAUCUAGACAUUGUCACAGCCGAUAUAGCACUGGCAAAGUGGUGGCGUCGCCAUGGGCGUAGACUUAUCUCCCCUGCUGUACUUCCCAAAUCCAACAAUCCAAAUACAGUUCUCAACUAUGUUCAAAGGGUGGAUAUUGCCAAAGAUUUCCUCAAGAAUGAAUUAAAGCGGUUGACAGCUUUAAGUUUGGAUACAAGUCAGACAUUAAGUAAAGAGGAUUCCAUACAGCUUCAUUCUGCUUUGGCAUCUUACCAUGAAAAGCUUGGAAAUUUCAGCAUUGCUAAAGUGGAGGUUCUCAAGGCAUUAGAAAAUGACCCACAUGGUGGAUCGGUGGUCAGUGAAUAUGAACACGGAGGAACUGAAGCAUUUUACUUUUGUGUAUUUCUAGCCAAAGAAGUUUUGUGGCUGUCAGCCAAGCUUGACAAGCAGAUGCAGAUAAAAUCCACUCAGCAAAAGCAUAUUGAAACUUUACAGACACAGCCAGAUGAGAACAGGUGUUUUCCAAAGUGCAAAGCUGUUGAAAGACGAUGUUUUAAAAGCUUAAAUUUUGAGGAAUUUUUUACCAAAUACAGCAAGACCAGCACUCCCGUGGUGAUCACUGGUUACCUGCCCCUGAUGACUGACUCUCCAUGGACAUUCAGCUAUGUCAAAAACAAAGCAGGGAAAUGUAAAGUGAGUUUGAAAAAGUAUGUGCCAGAGUCUGUAGAAUGGGCCAGAUUGGAGAAUGACAAAAUUUCCAGUGUGGCAGAGUUUGUAGACAGUGUGAUAGAUGGGGAAGAGACUGGGAACCUGUGUUUGUUUGAUUGGAGUCUUCCUCUUCACUGUCCACAACUGGCUGAGGAAAUCACAGUCCCUAGGUAUUUUGCAGGUGAUUUCCUGCAGAGGGUUACCCAUGGCUCACUGUACCAUGAGAGCUGGCCAAGCUUGUUUAUAGCUCCUAAAGGCAUCACCACGGAGUUACAUGUGGAUGCUUUUGGCUCCAACUUUUGGAUGGCUGUUUUUGAAGGCAGGAAGAGGUGGGUGUUUUUCCCCAGGAAAGAUCAGCCACUUCUCUAUCCACAAUACACAUCAUCCAUGGAUCCUGUGUUUGAGGUGAAUUUGGACAGCCCAGAUUUGAACCAUCACCCGCUGCUUAGCUUAACUCAACCCAUGGAGUGUGUGUUAGAACCAGGUGACCUCCUGUUUGUACCAUCUGGCUGUCCUCACAGAGUAGAAAACUUGGAGACGUCAUUGGCUAUUUCAGGGAAUUUUGUAGACUUGUCAAAUUUCAAAGCAGUGAAGGAGGAGCUGGAGAUAAGUGCACUUAUUGACCCUAGAGCAGAGGAUCUCCUGACCCAGUUCACAAGUGACACUUUCAACAGUAAGAUGUCCAGCAGUAUCAGUGAUCUCCCCUGGAAGAAGUAUAAAAUGUGGCCUCCAGACUCAUUUAAUGAUUAUGACAUAACAUCUUGAUAUUU